GGAAGACACGGAAUGUUACAAUGGCCGCACAUGGAUACUGCAUUGGCUGGUGUGUGGGAUCAUUAACUUAUUGGGUCGGGAGAACGCCGUUGAACAAUAAUCCAUGUCUUGAGAUCUGCACAAAGCAAACGCAACAGCCAGCUUCAAUUUCCACGACCCCUGAUGCUUCCUUUUCUCGAGUACACACCUUCCGAGUUUCAAACUUUGGGAGCAUGACCUUUGGAUUCGUCUAAAACGGCGAGGCUCCCAUGACAAGACUGAUGGGUAUGAGGGCAUUUGUUCUUUCAUUUUGCUCUCCGCCUCUGACCACAGAGUGAACUGGCAAAGCGCGACUGUUUCCGACAUGACAUCAACGGAGGCAGCGCUUGGCACCCUAUGGGGCUUAGCUGGCAUGACCUUUCUCUUCGUGGCUCUCCGGCUGUACACGCGGUUGGUAUUGCUGCAGUCGUACGGCCUUGACGACUACUUCUACAAUGCAGCGUUUGUGAGUCGGAACGGUUCACCGUGGAUAGGGCCUGCCAAUGGCGCAACUCUUGAUACUAACCAUUCUCAGCUUCUCUUUGUGACGUUCAACAUCAUGCUUACCGUCGCUGCACAGUAUGGCUUUGGUAAAGAUAUUGGAACAAUCACUUCUCAAGAUGACCUCAUCCACGCCAUUCUGUACGAGGCAAUCGGCCAAACGGUCAUGGUGGUUGGCACAGUAGUGUCCAAGGCGUCUCUCGGCCUCUUCCUCAUGCGACUCGUCGUCGACCGUAAGCAGAUGAUAGCACUAGCCGCGCCCUCGAUCAUCCUCGCCCUGUUCGUCGUCGUCUCGCUGUUGGUCUUCUGGUUCUCGUGCCGACCCAUCUCCUUCCUCUGGAACCGAUUCAUCCCGGGCGGCCGCUGCGACAUCGACGCGGGCCCCAUCUCCACGGCAGCCGGGGUAUGGAGUGUUAUCGUCGAUUUCUGGUAUGCAGGGUUUCCGUGGUAUCUGAUCUGGAAGCUCCAGAUGCCCCGCCGGGAGAAGAUCGUGAUUGGAGCCAGUAUGAGCCUGGGCAUACUGGCAGGUGCAUGCGGUAUCAAGAGGGCUUUGGAGCUAGGCUCUCUGAGCAGUCCAAACUACACAAAAGACACAGUCGACCUCAACAUAUGGCACGCAGCCGAGCUAGCCGUCACCAUGGUCUGCAUCGGCAUACCCGUCUGCCGCCCCGCCUACCAACCCGUCCUUUACAAACUCGGCCUAUCGACACAGAAGAGCAGCCACGCAGCGGGGAGCUACAAGAGGAGGAGCAUGGAAGACAGCGACGGCGUUUUCGGCCUGCACACCAUCGGGGGAACCGCGUUCACGGACCAGAAUCGCCGAGGGCAGCGAGGAGGAGGCAGUGCUACGCAGAGUCACGACCCAGAGGCUGGCACGAGUGCCGUUCCCAGCAACGCCAGCGACGAACUCAUCCUCGGUCCGGAUUACAGGUCUCACCCCAGCGUGAGGGUGGCGCGCAGCCAGGCGAGAAAGGAGACGGAGAUGGAUGACAAUACAAUAUUGGUAGAGACGAAGCUUGAGGUUACGUCGUCGGCAGCCAGGUGAAUGAGGACCGAGCGAGAGGGAAGCAAUGGUCAUGUAAGAAAUGGCGGAGGUUAGAAUUGUACAUUAUUCAAACUUAAAGUGUGCAGUUGCCUGCAUGUCCGGGCUUUCGCGGCACUGGGAGGGCCAAGGGGGAGGUCAAUCUUCCCUGAGUUCAAAUACCGAGGCAUCUCCCAGGAGUACAACGUACGGCCCAGAUACCGUCACUGUCAUCCUGGACGAUCGACUUCCUGUGCUUCUGGCUCCCCUUCAGGAUGAUGGCCAUCUCAACGUCCAC
Molecule: messenger RNA, 1838 nt
Organism: Phialemonium atrogriseum
Lineage: Eukaryota; Fungi; Ascomycota; Sordariomycetes; Cephalothecales; Cephalothecaceae
Exons: 3
Coding region: 344-1564 (406 amino acids)
Source: RefSeq, a predicted model, not a curated record